This is a messenger RNA of Oncorhynchus masou masou (cherry salmon), 2458 nucleotides long. Its product is annotated as palmitoyltransferase ZDHHC3-like. Lineage: Eukaryota; Metazoa; Chordata; Actinopteri; Salmoniformes; Salmonidae. Gene Ontology annotation, molecular function: palmitoyltransferase activity. Bases 590 to 1489 code for a protein of 299 amino acids. The transcript is spliced from 7 exons. The record is from RefSeq and is a predicted model, not a curated record.
UGCAGUUCUUUGGGAUUGAGUUUGGGAUUGUGUAGGCAAAUCUGUUCCUAGAUCUGCUUGCAGAGGCAACAAAUAUACUGGGGCAUCUUCAGGUGCUUGGAACGCCAGAUAACCUUUGGAGCGCACUGAAGUCUUGCGCAUGGAAGGCAGGGCACUUCCUGUUUUUUCUCAGAUCUUUUCUUGCUUACCAAAGAGCGCUUUCUAUAUUGAGUAAUGGGGAAACAGGCAUCCACCCACCGAACUAGUAACGUUAGGUCUGCACUUAUGGACAUUUCCAAAUGAAUCACAGGACAUAUUGAAACUAAGUGGUUUUGUAGUUUAACGAUGGAAUCGUUACGUCAAGCGUGAAUAGUGAGACCCAACAAGGGGUACUGCUAACUACCUCCACGCUAGCAAGGAUAACCAGCUAGUGAACGUAAGCAAGCUAACUUGGUACAAUCAGCUACGAUUUACUGUUGUGAAUGGUGAAACGUUACCGAGCUGACGUUUGCGUGCCAGACUGUCAAACCGAGUAACGUUUCUCUUCUCUGAAAGGUAUUUCCUCAACCAGGAAAGAGCAGCAUGCGGAGAGAGCUGCAUCCGCUCUAGAAUGAAGAAGAGCCCGGCGCACCGCUGCAGGGACAUCGAGAGGCAAGCCGGUUACCUGCAGCCCGAGCACUGCGCCCCUCCCCCGACCCGCCCCAGUUCCGACGCCAUGUGGUUCAUCCGCGACUGCUGCGGCAUCGCGUGCGGCGUCAUCACCUGGUGCCUGGUGUUCUACGCCGAGUUCGUGGUGCUCUUCGUCAUGCUGCUGCCCGCCAAGAACCUGCUCUAUAGUCUAAUCAACGGGGCACUGUUCAGUACCCUCGCCUUCCUCGCUCUGGCUUCGCACGCCCGGGCCAUGUGCACAGACCCGGGUGCGGUGCCUAAAGGGAACGCGACCAAGGAGUUUAUCGAGAGCCUGCAGCUCAAGCCCGGUCAGGUGGUCUACAAAUGUCCCAAGUGCUGCAGUAUCAAGCCUGACAGAGCUCACCACUGCAGUGUGUGUAAACGCUGUAUCAAGAAGAUGGACCACCAUUGCCCAUGGGUAAACAACUGCGUAGGAGAGAAGAACCAGAAAUUCUUUGUGCUUUUCACAAUGUACAUUGCACUGAUAUCCCUCCAUGCCCUGGUCAUGGUUGCCUUCCAUUUUAUCUUCUGCUUCGAGUCAGACUGGACGAAGUGCAGUACAUUCUCUCCUCCUGCGACCGUCAUCCUCCUCAUCUUCCUCUGCUUUGAGGGACUCCUCUUCCUCAUUUUCACCUCAGUGAUGUUUGGGACCCAGGUCCAUUCCAUCUGUACCGAUGAGACGGGCAUAGAGCAGUUGAAAAAGGAGGAGAGAAGAUGGGUUAAAAGGACAAAGUGGAUGAACAUGAGGGUGGUAUUUGGCCAUCCGUUCUCCAUAGCCUGGCUAAGUCCCUUUGCAACCCCCGACCACGGGAAGGCAGACUAUUACCAGUACGUUGUCUGAGAAGAAGAGGCCAAGCUCCAGCACCCGUGCUACCAGCAUGUCUUUCAGGGUGCGGACUGAUGAUGCGUACAGGCGAAGGUGUUCCCACCACCUGACUUCACUGAACAUUAACUCUUGACACGUCUUCUCCUUUUCUGUUUUUGAUCAUUUUUAAAUUUCAGGGUCUUCUUCGUGAAAAACAUCUUUCUGCCUGUUUUUAAUACUUGUCACUUAUUUUAGUUUUCUUUGCCUGGUGCUGAUUUUGAUACUGUAUGAAAAACAAGUUAUUUUCCCUUCUGUUCACAAUCACAGCCAAGCCCUGCAAAACCAUUUUCUGUUUAGAACAGCCAAAUCUGUUGCUGCAAGCUGCAGAGUCUUUGCCUUAUAGGCAUGUGCGGCAGCUCACUUCCUGCAGGACUGCCGCACAGAAGAAAUGCCAGGCCGCGCAGACUCCAGAGAUUGAACUUCACUGAGUUCACCCCAUUAGGUUGCACUACAUAGAUCAACGUUUUGUUCUGUGAUCAAAUCAACAUUAUAAACUGGGAUGUUCGAGCCCUGAAUGCUGAUUAGCUGACAGCUAUAUCAGACUGUAUACCACGGGUUUGACAAAACAUGUAUUUUUACUGCUCUAAUUACGUUGGUAACCAGUUUAUAAUAGAAAAAAGGCACCACAGGGGUUUGUGGUAUAUGACCAAUACACCACCGCUAAGGGCUGUAUCCAGGCACUCCACGUUGCGUCGUGCCUAAAAACAGCCCGUAGCCGUGGUAUAUUGGCCAUAUACCACACCCCCCCGCGCCUUAUUGCUUAAUUAUAUCAGCCCCUUUAAGCUGUUUUUGAAAAACUAGUCAGGUAAAAAGCGUGUGUGUUUUAAUUAAAGGGGCAGUGUUGUAUUUUGACACAGCCUUGAAUAUGGAAAUGAGCCAAUAGGCAGAGGGGUAGUCUUCAUUGUCUAAUUCUCUGCAUGAUAAUAAUUAAAUAUUUGAAAAGUG